This is a messenger RNA of Pecten maximus, 9189 nucleotides long. RefSeq names its product ras GTPase-activating protein 1-like. Gene Ontology annotation, molecular function: protein binding. Lineage: Eukaryota; Metazoa; Mollusca; Bivalvia; Pectinida; Pectinidae. The coding region runs from base 11 to 2731 and encodes 906 amino acids. The transcript has 24 exons. The record is from RefSeq and is a predicted model, not a curated record. Gene Ontology annotation, biological process: regulation of GTPase activity.
CACGCGGAAAAUGGCCGACCACAACAAGUCGGGUGCCUGGAGUCCAACGUCUCCUGGGGGAACGACGGAUGAUAGCGCAACCAUGGAGGUCGGAGAUGAAGAUGACCCCCUCUCUGAAACGCAAGAAUGUGUGGAGGAAACGGUGGUCAUUCCGAUGACCGCACCUCCAGAAAAUCAAUGGUACCAUGGACGUCUCGGGCGUCAGACGGCAGAGGAACGUCUUCGGUCAGCGGGUGAGAUAGGCAGCUACCUUGUAAGGGAGAGUGAGAGUAAAUCAGGCUCCUAUGUCCUGUCUUACCUAGGGAAGAAUGGACUCACACACUUCAGGAUAUCUGCUAUCUGUGGUGAUUACUACAUUGGAGGUAGGAGAUUUGAGACGCUGUGCCUCCUGGUGGGAUACUACACCUCUGUAUCUUAUCUCCUUAAGGAAGAACAACUCAAACUGCCCGUCCCACCACCCGAGCCUGUGGAUGACCGCAGACGGGUGAUAGCACAUCUUCCUUUCUCUAAAAUGCCUGAGACAGAUGAGCUUAGCUUUGAGAAAGGAGAUUUGUUUGUUGUGCUAAAUGAGAUGGGAGAUGGCUGGCUGUGGGUGAAAGCUCAGAGGACGAACAAAGAAGGACAGAUUCAUGAGGCCCUCGUGGAGGACUUGAAUGGAACUAUAGAUCCUGAUGAGACAUUGCCGUAUUUCCACCCGGGUAUAACAAAGGAGGAUGCUGUAGAGAAACUCCGAGAGGCUGGCCAAGGAAGUUUCCUGGUGCGUCCGAGUGAACAUUCUCCAGGAAAUUAUUCCUUGUUUGUCCUUUGUGACAAGACUGUUCAGAGAUUCCGCAUUGAGAAGGAAGGGAGACAACUGUUUAUGGGAGGUCGAUAUUUUGAUGGGUUGGAGGCAAUUAUCGAAAGGUAUAAGAAGGAGGAGAUAGUAGAGAGUUUUACCUUGGAAACACCUGUCUGUAAGGGGUCAGCUGAGCACCUGUAUGACUCAAUCAGACAGAGCUCUCGGGGGCCAAUCACAGGGCGUGGCCAGAAGCUUGACAUGCAGGGCUACCUCUUCAUCAAAAAAAGUCAAAAGGUGAAGAAGUGGAAAAGCAUGUUCUUUGUACUCCUCGGACAUGAUCGACAGCUCUGCUUCAUGGAGAACGAAAAGAGAUCCAAACCUAAAGGACUUAUAGACCUGACCUACAGUUCCUUCUACCCAGUCCAUGACAGCUUUUUUGGGAGGCCAAACUGUUUCCAGCUUAUAACUAUUGCCAGUGCUACAAACCACUACCAGAUUUAUUACCUGUGUGCAGAGAACAGUGACUUCGCACAGACAUGGAUAAAAGUUUUGAAACCAUAUUGUGUUAACACGCAACCAACAAGGUCUCAGUCACGUUCACUUAAAGAAUUGCGUACCCUGACGGUGGAGGUUUGUGACGCCCGCGGAAUACCAACUAGGGCACUGCCACACCCCUACUGUGUUGUUUCUCUGAAUAACGUGCGUGUGUGUCGUACACAAGUGGAGGAAGGCGCCAAUCCUAUGUGGGACGACAAGUUUAUACUAGAUGAUAUUCCAUGUGACAUAGAAGACUUCAGCAUAACGAUCUGUAAUCACAGCCGACGAACGAAAGAUCAAGAAAUCGCCAACAUCACAAUCCCAGUGUUAGAUGUAAAAGACACUGACUGUUAUGACAAGUGGCACACAUUACAAGCUCUGAAUCCUGCCAUGCGUAGUGAGACUGGUUCCUUACGUAUUCGUGCACGCUACCUUCACGAGAUCAUAAUGCCUGAGGAAAAGUACUCCACACUGAAGGAGCUUAUCCUAAAUGGUGAUCUCAGCAACAUUUUGGAACUAUUCAAUCUCUGUGGUAACGACCGAAUUCCUGUGGCAAAGGCACUUCUUCAGAUCUUCCGGCAUGAGAAACAGGAGAAGGUCAUUCUCAAGACGAUGAAUGAUUUUGAAAUUGCUCGUGAAGAGGAGGUAUCCACCCUUUUUCGGUCAACAUCGCUGGCGACCACCCUGAUGGACCAGUACAUGAAGAUGACAGCGACACAGUUUGUGAGCAAUGCCCUGAAGGACAGCAUAUUACGGAUCCUUGACAGUAAACAGUCUUGUGAGUUGAAUCCACAACUAUUAGAGAGUGGAGCUGACAUAUCAGCCAACAGGGAGAAUUUUCUCCAUCACCUUAACGACGUUACGGAGUCCAUCAUUAAGGCUAUAACCAGCUGUCCUGUAGUACUGCGGUUUAUAUGUGGUUGUCUACAGAGAAGUGUGGCAGCUAAGUGGAUCAACGAUGAGAGUGUGAGAACUCGAGUUGUCAGUGGGUUUAUAUUCCUGCGGUUGCUUUGCCCUGCAAUAAUCAACCCCAAGUCCUUCAAUCUAAUAUCAGAAACUCCUACAGAAAUGGCAUCAAGGACGCUUAAACUUGUCGCCAAGGCCCUUCAAAACUUAGCUAAUCUGGUGGAGUUUGGAGCAAAGGAAUCCUUCAUGGAAGUUAUCAAUCCCUUCAUAAAACGAAACAAGGAGAGGAUGGUGGUGUUUUUGGAUGAAUUAUCAAAUAUGGAGGAAGUGGACAUAAGUCGUCUUCAGGUGAAUGUUAAUGACCUUGCCAGAAAUCUUGCCACCAUUCAUCAGAUCUGUGCCUCACAUCUGUCAGAACUCAGGAAACUCAGCGAGUCAAAGACAUCACUCAAGCAGCUGGUGGCAGUCGCAGAAAUUUUAUCCGACCACAAAAAGCGCUACAUGACAUGACAUCUGUUCUCAUUGACUACUCGUCUUCAUUAUCACUUCCUUUGUUUCAAGUUGGCUAGGGACUGGAUCUCCCUUCUUGAUAUUCAUUUUCAUUCACUUGGACAUUUCUUGUUGGCCAAUUUUGUCAUGUGGCUGACAUACAAAACAGCUUGUAAAGAAGCUGGAUUUCAAAAUACGUGACUCAUGGUGGAACACUAUAAAUAGAUUUUGUAGGAUUUAUCAAAAGGGAAAUUUCAGUGUUUCCAUCGCUGAUGAAUUUGUGGAGUGAACAGAUAUGGUGGUCGCAUUGGAUAUUUAUUACCAAGUUUCUUGUGUUGGUACACCUACAGUGUUCUUACAGCAUAAUGAAAAUUUGACUAGAAUUGGAGGAAGGUGAUUGAGUGACACUUCUACAAAGUGGAUUUUCUGUUAUUUUCACAAGUUGUAACACUAUAAACACAUUAUUAUGUGGUAGAUUGUGUGAUCGCGACAGUCAGCCAGACAGGGUCCAGUGCCUUUAAAUCUUAAUAACAAAGAUGUUUGAUUAGGUUUGUUCUGUCGGACCUGGUUGGUUGAAGUUCCCUGGAGUAGAUCUGGUAUCCAUUAUCACGGGGAAGAUUGGGGAUCUAUCUGACCAGCGGGAAUCUUCCUCAAUAUUAUUGCCUUGAUUGACUCUCCUUGAGUAACACCUAUAUUCACAAUUGUCUUGAAGACCAAGUAUGGAUGACAAAUAAUUUAUUUUGGGGACACAUAUGAUCUGAUUGGCUGACAGUUGAAGAAAAUACAAAUUUGAAUUGGAUCAAUGAGAUUCCCUGUACACACAUCUGUUCACGAUUGGUCGAUAGAUACACAGGCCAGUUUAGUAUUGAUAGAGAAAGGUGACUUUAUGAUUAUAUAUUAUAUGAAUGAAAGAAAUGGGUGAAAGUGAACAAGCCAAGUUAGAAAUAAAUCAUUUACAAAACUUGGUAUUUGGGGAAAAAAUUGAAACUGCAUAGUGACUUUCGUCUGAGUAACAUUAAAUGUGUGUAAAAGUAUUUUAUGAAAAUCUUAUCUUGUCAAAACAUAUAUUUAUCGUCACCUUGUAUAAUCAAAGAUUUCUUUUUAUAACACCAUGUAUCAUCUUUUAGAGAAAAAAAUCUGCAUUAUAUUUGAGCUUUGAUGUUGAUUGAAAAGAAAAAUAUUAAAUUUGAUUAAUUUUUUAUACAGAAUUGAUCUGACAUUCAGCUGAUGUGUGGUAUUUAGCCACCCAGGUCAGUUCCAGUAAACAUACAAUCAAGUAAUUUUGCAUUCAGAGGAUGUGAUCCCCAAGUCAUUUACUGGGGUCAAACCCAUGGGUUAAAUAUUUCAUUCUUGGUCAUAGGAAUGGGUCAAGCCCCUACAAUCCCUGCAAUAAACCCACCCUGUCUUUGAGCGAAAAUUAAUGUAUGGUUACCUGGGCAUAUUAUCAGAUGGUGGGCUAUUCAAAUCGCCCUGCGUCCAAGGUCCGUUGUCUGUCUGUCGUCCCUCCGUCAUCUGUCUGUCUGUCUGUAAACAAUUCUUGUUAUCGCUAUUUCUUGAAAAGCACUGGAGGGAUUUUCCUCAAACUUUAUAUGAAGGUCCCCCUUGAUCCCUAGUUGUGCCCAUCAAAUUUAGAUUUUUGAUCAGAAAAAUAAAAUGGCAGACAGAUGGCCAUCUUUGAUUUUAAUAAUUGAAGUUUUUAUCGUCGUUUCUUGAAAAGAACUACAGAGAUACUCCUCAAACUUCAUGUGUAGGUUUCCCUUGGUCCCUAGUUGUGCCUAUUGAAUUAUGAUUUUUUAUCAGAAAAAGAAUAUGGCCGCGACAGGCGGCCAUCUUUUAUUUUGAGAAUUGAAAUUUGUUAUAGCUAUUUCUUGAAAAGGACUGGAGAGAUGUCUCUCAAACUUCACAUGUAGGUUCCGCUGUGGGUUCCACUGUGGGUUCCGUUGUGGUUUCCGCUGUGGUUUCCGCUGUGGGUUCCGCAUGUAGGUUCCACAUGUGGGCUCCACUGUGGGUUCCACAUGUAGGUUCCACUGUAGGUUCCACUUGUUCAUGUUAUCAGAUUAUUAAAGAAGAAAAAAGGAAAAAAUAGACAGAUGAUCAGUCUGACAGAACCAAUAAAGAUCAUUCAAUGGUGGGCACCAAGAUCCCUCUGAAAGAAACUAUUUAAAAUUCAAGUGGAAAAAAUGGAAGUUGAAAAAAGUGUAUUCUCUUUAAUUGAUUCUGCUGUUCACCAUUUGAUGGUUUUUUUUUUAAUUUUUAUUCCUGAAAUUUUGAAAGAUUGCUUAACUAGACCAAUCAACAACAAAGCACAAAUACCAUGUAGGUUCAGUUUUUGUAGCACUUAUCCAUUUGAAAAAAGAUCCAUCUUCAAAAUGAUAUAAUAUUUGUCUAAACUUGUCAUAAUCUAACCUAGAAUCGUGUUAAUUUAAAAGUCUAGAUGUAUUAAUAGGUGUUUUAUAAGGGGAAAAGAUUUUUUUUUUUUUUAGAAAUAUUUUUCAGAUUUAUCUGAUAUGAACAAUAGUGGAGAUGAUUUCUGGACAGUAAAGCAUUUGUACAAGAGUUAUUGGGUAUAAAGAGAUAAUGAUGAAAAAUUCAUCUGAUCUGUUUUACUGAUUUAUGUAUGAAUUCUUAUAUCAUCAAGCAUGUUUUGCCCUUUCAGUUGGUGUAGAUAUUUUGAUUUUCAUCUUUUGUUGAACAUUCCUGCAUCUCUCAGCUGGAAAAUGUAUCAAAUAUGAUUAAGCAACAUUUGAAGUCUUAUACACCAUUUGAUAGCUUUAUACUAAGCUUGGAAAACAAAUACAAAUUUCAACAUUUCUUAUAUUUCAUGUUUUUUUGUUUUGUUUUUUACUUAUCCAUAUUUAGGUAUUAAGUACAUAUUUUUACAGCGCAGGGCAUGCAGUUUGGGCUGAAUGUUUUUUAAUGUCAGCUGAAUUAGGUAUCAGAAAAUCAUUUUCUGAAAUGAAGAGCACAUAGAAAAUAAGUAAUGUUCAGUAUUUGUAUAUAGACAGUGAUAGACAUAUUUAUUUGUCAGAUUUUUUUUUACAGUUUUGAAUGAAACAGAAAAUUCUUCAUGUUAUAGAUAUACCUAUCUAUAUAUUUAAGCAUUUUAUAUACAUGUACAAUACAUUAAUGUCUGGUUGAUAUAAUAACUUAAUAGUGGUUGUCAAAUUCUAAGGUUUGGGUAAACAGAAUUUCAUUUCCUCUUAAUAAUUCUUCCUAAACUGGAUAACAAGGUUUUGCUGAAUGUCAGCUGCCUGAAUGCUAUUCUUUUCUAAGUAUUUGAGACUGAGAAAAUUAGAUAUCUCUGAAAUGGGAUCACUUUCUAAACACAGGCUCUGUUGCAUCAAGAUUACAUAGCUUAAUGUCUGUAGUAAUGUCAGUUACAUUUGAUUUUCAAAAUGACUAGAUUUUUUUAGAUUGAACACAAAAGAGACAUCAUAAGAACAGAAAUAGAAACAAUUCAAAACUCAAUUUGAAAAGAAAAAAUAAUUUGGCUUAAGGUUAAAUGUUUUGUCCUUUCUAAAAGAAGCCAAGUGACUGCUAAUUUGAAUUUAGUACAUCAAUUGCUUAUAAAAUGCUCAUAUAAUAAAAUAUGCUAGAACUGAUAUAAACAAAUUUGAAAGGGUGCACAAUUGUCAUGUACAAAAAUCAGUGACAUGUAUACAAUAUUUGAACAUUGAAAGCGGUCAUACAGUAAUUCUACUCCAAUUAUUUUAAAGGAAAGUAACUUGAGACAGAUCUGAGGUAUAGCGUGAAACAAUAUACAGCUUUAAGAAAGCAGGAUAUUUAAAUUUGACACCUAGGACAUCAUAUAGCUAGUAAACUGAUGCAAACUUGAGAUGAGAACAAAAGUGCUGGACAAAAUCAUCAGAUUGAUCAGUUUUCAGAUGUUACUACUGUAGUUUUCAAAAGUUUACAAAAUCUAUAUUGUUAUAUUGCAUAUAUAGCUUUAAGAGGGUCAGAUAUGUGUGGUACAGUGUGUGCUUGUGUGUACUGUGUGUAUGGUAAGGUUGUAGAGAGUGUUGAUAGAUAGCCAAGGUUCUUACUAAACUAUUCUUUGGUCCUGAUGAAUUAUCUGUGUAGGGUUUCCAUGUAUUUUCUGUUAUGUGUAAAGAGAAUUAUUCCUGUUUCAGUUCUUCAUUUAGGUCACAAAAAUGAAAUUCUUAUGGUAAUACAAUGUAAUGCAGUUUUUAAUGCUACAUAUUGUGUAAGGCAGUUUGGUUAACGUUGUGUUUAACAUUUUGAGUGAUUUUUUUAAAGUAAACUUUUAUGCAUGGAUCAUUCUUGAUUUUAUCAAAAUUUGAUAAGAUUUAGAAAUAAGUUUCAUAUGAAUUAAAGUCAUCAUAAAACUGCAAAAUCUUUUGGAAAUAUGAGUGUUGAUCUGCCAUGAUAUGGAAUUUAUAGUUGUUAUGAAUGGCAGAGCUUUGUAGACAACUAUAACAUUGUGUAAACACUUUAAAUAUCAUAGCAUGGCACUUCAAAACUUAAAAGUGAGUUUAACGAUAGAUCUAUUUUACUUGGUGUUGAGGUCUCCUCCAGAAAUAUUGUGUGUCAACUCCACUUGGUAUGGCCAUGUAUAUAUACACCAGAAAAUGUAUGGAAUCCCUGAUCGGAUAUUGGUCGUUAGAGUCCUGGCUAUCAUAUGAUGGUGCUAUUUUCAAUGUUUGUUUUAUAUAUAUAUAUAUAUAUAGAUAUCUAAGAAGCAGAUAGUUCUUACAGAUGAAAAUUUCUCCACAGGUUUCUGUGACAAAUGACCUUUUUCUGUUAGAUAGAUUCUAAUGUAUUUGAUGAAUCUUUUAAACUGUCUCGUGUGUUAGCCUGAAGAGGUUCCCUACAUGGUGCAGGGGAAGAACUUUCUCUCUUUGUUGGUAAUCAACAGUCACUUUAUAUAAAGCUAUUAUGUACCAUAUAAAAAAAAACUUGAUUAUAUACUGUAUUUGUUUAAGACUUAAGUUCAUAGGUUUGUAGAAAGUUAAAACAUGUUAUUGAAAUGUAACUUAUGUGGUGGUUACUGGUAUGUUUUGCUUUGCUCACAUCACAAAGAUUUUAACUGACUUUAGUAAUUAGCUGAUGUCACCAGAUGUACCAAAAAUCAAACUCUGCUGUGUAAGUGAUGGAAUUCAUAGGUGCGUAGUUUUAAUGUAUUUACAAAUAAAUAUUUAAAUUUGAUAACAGGUUUAUGGAGGAAAAUACAUUUUGGUGCAAUAUUGUACAACAUAAGAAAUCAUGUGCUUGGGAAAAGUCAUUGUCGGUAACCCAAGUAGUGUUGUUACCCUAGGGAGAAGUCAUUGCCGGUAACCCACAGUAGUGUUGUUACCCUAGGGAGAAGUCAUUGUCAGUAACCCACAGUAGUGUUGUUACCCUAGAGAGAAGUCAUUGUCGGUAACCCACAGUAGUGUUGUUACCCUAGGGAGAAGUCAUUGUCGGUAACCCAAGUAGUGUUGUUACCCUAGGGAGAAGUCAUUGUCAGUAACCCACGGUAGUGUCGUUACCCUAGGGAGAAGUCAUUGUCGGUAACCCAAGGUAGUGUCGUUACCCUAGGGAGAAGUCAUUGUCGGUAACCCACAGUAGUGUUGUUACCCUAGGGAGAAGUCAUUGUCGGUAACCCACGGUAGUGUCAUUACCCUAGGGAGAAGUCAUUGUCAGUAACCCACGGUAGUGUCGUUACCCUAGGGAGAAGUCAUUGUCAGUAACCCACGGUAGUGUUGUUACCCUAGGGAGAAGUCAUUGUCGGUAACCCAAGUAGUGUCGUUACACUAGGGAGAAGUCAUUGUCAGUAACCCACGGUAGUGUCGUUACACUAGGGAGAAGUCAUUGUCAGUAACCCACGGUAGUGUCGUUACACUAGGGAGAAGUCAUUGUCGGUAACCCACAGUAGUGUCGUUACCCUAGGGAGAAGUCAUUUUUGGGAACCCACAGUAUUGUCGUUACACUAGGGAGAAGGCAUUGUCGGAAACCUACGGUAGUUUUGUUACAUUUCAGUAUGAUUGAAAAUGGGUCACAGACAAUGAGGAGAAAUCGAAGCUAAGCCAUUCUCGAUAUAUUGCUGUGCAAGCUAAAACUACCAAAUUUUCAUGAAAAGUAACAAUUAAAAAAGUUUUAACUGAAAUGCUAUAAUCUGCUUCAAAAUUUGACUGUUAUAUAUGGACUCUCGAUGACUUAAGAAUUAAUUUUCUAUCUCUAGAUGCUUUUUCAUAAGAAUUCAAAAGAAAAAAACUCUAGUAUGAACACCAGGGUAAAAGUUUUUAUAAGGUUUACUUGAAAUGUGAAAUGGAUGUUACUUUGAGUAAUUUUUUUUACAGAUGUAUUGAUAGGUUGUUAAGAAAGUAUUUAUUUUGACAAUUUAAGAUCAUGGCAAAAAUUAAUUCUGACAAAAUCAAUAUGUAAAAAUUGUAAAUUUUUUUGUUUCCCUCCAAUUUGAUAUUGGCGAAAACCACAUCUAACUGUAGUUGUUUUAUGAAAUAAAUAAUAUUGAAUAUGUU